This is a messenger RNA of Anguilla rostrata (American eel), 2638 nucleotides long. It is a transcript of the gene dok1b, whose product is annotated as docking protein 1b. The transcript has 6 exons. Gene Ontology annotation, biological process: cell surface receptor protein tyrosine kinase signaling pathway; Ras protein signal transduction; positive regulation of MAPK cascade. The record is from RefSeq and is a predicted model, not a curated record. Lineage: Eukaryota; Metazoa; Chordata; Actinopteri; Anguilliformes; Anguillidae. Gene Ontology annotation, cellular component: cytoplasm.
GUUUAGUGUUUAGUGUCUGUGCCUGUGUUUCUCGGUCAGCCAUUCGGCGAGAUCCACAAACACUAAUGCUACAAGUUACAAUGUCCUUCCGCAAAAUCGGCAUGAAAUAGUCAUCUAGUUCUUCUCAAACGAAAGAGGAAGAAGGUGUGUGAGCGAGCGAGCAAGCGAGCGAGGCUCGCUUAUUCUCCACGCUAGUAAUCUCGCGCAGGAACUGCGUCCGCAGUAAACUUUGGCCGAGGGCGAAAAAAUAAAAACAAAAAUAAUAAUAAGAAAAAAUAACCCAUGAAACGUAGGGUUGCAUUGGAUGAUACCCCAAUUAAAAUGCAGUGGCUUAAAUGACUAGCAGUAGGCCACACUUAGAUGCUUUACGAAUAUUUGUCAAGCGGAAGUUAUAGCAAUAGGAAGUCUGAAAAAAGAAGUUAAGAAACACAAAAAACAAACCGUGUGCCAAGUUAUUAUAAAUCUGGCCUCGAAAGGAGAGCGAAGAAGGAGAUGGAUACCCACGUCAAAGAAGGACAACUUUACGUACAGCACCAAAAGUUUGGCAAGAAAUGGAAGAAGAGCUGGUUUGUUCUGUACCCAGCCAGUCAGAAUGGCAUUGCCCGGCUGGAGUUCUUUGACUGCAGUGGUGGGACUGAGAAGCCCAGCAGCACUAAGAAGCUGGACAAGAAGAUCAUCCGUCUGUCCGAGUGCAUCAGCAUCCUGCCGGCCCUCACCGAGACCUGUCCCAAGGACAACAUGGCCGCCUUCUGCGUGGAGACCAACGACAAGACCCACGUCUUCGCCGCCGAGAAGCAGAUCUGCGCCGAGUGGGUGGAGAAGAUGUGCGAGAUCGCCUUUCAGGGAGGAGGCGUGUCUGACUGUAACGGGCAGCAGGAGCUCAAGAUGGCAGAGAACCUCAUCUACUACUCCAGAGAGGAAGUGAAUGAGUUCUGGGUGAGCGUGCAGCGGACGGAGGCGUCUGAGCGGUGUGGCCUGCAGGGGGCGUACUGGCUGAAGGCAGACAGUGACAGUCUCAUCCUGAAGGAUCCCAAGAGCAAGAGGAGCCUGCAGUUGUGGCCCUACAAACUGCUGCGGCGUUACGGAAGGGACAAGGUGAGCUUUGAGGCUGAGGCUGGGGUUAAGACCUGAGGGUGUUGUGAGGCUGGGGCGGGCUCCCUUCGGACCCGAAUCCUCAGAGGGAACGAGAUCUUUGGGAUUGUGGAGGGGGCGAUCCGGGAGCAGAAGGCUCAGGCGGAGGAGAGGCAGCAGAGCAGCCCCGCCCAGGACCCGGACUGCCCCGGCCUGCUGCUGACCCGCACUGUCGCCGAGGGCAACCGCGAGCGGGAGGCGGACGGGGACUCCGGGGGCAGCAAACCGGGCUCAGCCGACGGCGUCUUCGGCAGGAGGGAGGGGGAGGGGAAGAACCUGAAGGCACGGAGCCUGCCGGAGCCCCCCCCCCUGCCCAGGGGCUCGGCGCCCCCCCCGCGGGCGGACCAGGGCGGCCUGUACUCGGAGCCCGCUGACUCGCUGCGCCUGCCCCCCUCCCCCGCCGACUGUCUCUACUCCGACCCCGUGGACAGCAUCAAGACCACGCCCACCCCUGCUCCCCGUAACCCGGGUAACAAGCCCGAGCCGCUCUACUCCGACAUCUACGACCGGGUGAGCGCGGGCCCGACGCCGCGGGCCGGCGGCCUGGGGCUGGAGGCGGGGCCCAGGAACGGGGCAGGCAGAGGGCCGGGGCCGGAGCACAUCUACGACGAGCCGGAGGGCGGGGGCGUGGCCUUGUACGACGAGGCGCGUCUGGAGCCGCAGGCCUGGCGCAGCCGCGGGCUGGAAGACGCCCCGCAGGGCCACGAGGUGCCCUACAACCCCAACACCGACGACUACUCCGUCCCCACCUACAGCAAGCAGCAGGCCCCGCCCCCGCGCUCCAAAGGCCCCAAGCCCCUCCCAGCUCCCAAACCCGCCAAGGGCGUCCCGCCCCGAAACCACAACAACAACAACAACAACCAGCACACAGACCUGUACAGCCAGGUGUCCCGACACAGGCCCCACCCAAGCACCUGCCACCCCCUCUCCCCAGGGCACCCCCCCGACAUCAUCUACGAUAACCUGGGGGACAUUUAACCCUCUCCAGCCGUGGCUGAGCGCCCCUUGCCCGCGCUCCCUGGGAACUGCAGGCUGGCGUAAGGACUCUGCCCUGCAGAGACGAUGCUGUGGGAGUGGGUGGAUUUGAGAAGGUGUGGACGCUGUGGACCUGCUCUGUGCCCUGUGGGGUGGGGCAGGGUUGGCCUGGGGCAGCCCGCUAGAGAAACUCUGCCUCCACAGGCGGGACACUGAGAUGCGCCGAGGCCAUGCCUGUGUGUCCUGUGACUGACAGGUUGCUCUCCGUGGUGUUGCAUCAUGGAAGUUUUAAAUGAGUGACUGUUCUCCUGGAACCUGGAAGUAGGACCAGUGGGUGGUUGGCUUGUUGGCUACACCCCUUCUCUGACCCUACCUAUCACAGCCCUCCCUCACUCGGCCACGCCUACGCUGAGGCUCACCCUCACUGAGCCACGCCCACUCGGAAAGGGCUGCAGCUGUGGACAGUCCGUAACGAAUGUCGGCUUGUUUUAUUUUUUAAAUGGUCUUUUUUUAAGAACCCGUUUCCCCACAA